This is a messenger RNA of Stylophora pistillata, 801 nucleotides long. RefSeq lists its product as uncharacterized. NCBI's taxonomy places the organism in Eukaryota, Metazoa, Cnidaria, Anthozoa, Scleractinia, Pocilloporidae. The record is from RefSeq and is a predicted model, not a curated record.
AUGGAACAAAGGAUACAAAUAUCUACUAAUGGUCUUAGACAUUUUAGCAAAUAUGGCUGGAUAGUCCUGCUAAAAUGUAAAACGGGCCUAGCUGUAAGAGAUGCACUCAAGAGUAUAUUUGGAGAAGGUCAAAAGCCUAAAUUCUUCUGGGUCGAUAAAGGACAUGAAUAUUACAACAAAAAUGUUGAAGAUGUACUAGUUAAAGAGGAUGUAAAAAUGUAUUCUACUGGAAACGAAGAGGAAUCAUCUGUUUGUGAAUGUUGGAAUAGAACUAUCAAAGAUAAAAUGUACAAGCAAUUCACUAUACAAAAUAAUACAGUCUAUUAUGAUAUACUAGACAAGAUACUCGAUCCAUACAAUAACAUGAAACAUAGAUCCAUUGGUGUGACUCCAGUGGAAGCUAGCCAAAAAAGAAUUGUGGUAUGGUUUAUUUUAAUUAAUCUAUAUGGCGAUUUACAAGCUAAUAAUCAGACAGCUAAAUUUAAAGUAGGUGACUCAGUAAGGAUAAGUAAAUAUAAGAGAAAAACCUUUGAUAAAGGAUAUACUCCUAAUUGCACUGAAAAAGUGUUUAUUGUUGAAAAAAUCCAAUACAUGGAUCCCAUUGCUUAUAAGAUCUGCGAUCAAAAAGAUGAAGUGAUACAAGGUACUUUUUAUGAAAAAGAACUCCAACUAGCUAGGCAAAAUAUCUACUGCAUAGAAAAAGUCAUAAAGAAGAGCAAAGAUAGAGCGUUAGUAAAAUGGAAAGGAUACCCAGAUGAAUUCAAUAGUUGGGUGUCAUUAAAAGAUAUAGAAAAAUUAUGA